AUGAAUUACGCCUCCCCUGCGUCGCUGUCACAGUCGCCGUCGCCAGGUGAAGCGGAAAAGGCCCUCUCCGAGCUCUCCGUGCUGCUGCCGGAGGGAUGGAAGGAGCGCGGCGGUGUCGUCACAAAUACACUUGGCGGGCUUCUGCAGAAUCCCUUCUUCAGUGCAGGCGCUGGGCUGUACCUCUUGACGUUUGCGGGAGCGGCGGCACGGUCCUGCUCCACUGUUCUGCAGACGGCGAUGCGGCGCCGCUUUGUGGUAUCGAUGGAGGUGACCAGCCAGGACGAGAGCUACGGCUGGAUGGUGCGCUGGCUCGCGCACAAUCCCGCCUUCCGAGUGCAGCAGGUGAACAUCACCACGCGCAACACUACCAUCUUCUCCAACGACGAGUCCUCGCAUGAGUGCCUCUAUGCACCUUGCACGAACGUGCGGCACUGGUUUUGGUACAAGGGGCGGCCCAUGAUGCUGCAACGGCGACGCGUGGAGACGCAGGCAAUGGGGACCGACGUGCUUGAAACGAUGCAGCUGUCGACGCUCGGUCUGUCGGCGUCCAUCAUGCAGGACAUCCUGGAAGACGCGCGUCACCUCACCUCAAUGCGCAACAGCGACCACACGGUCAUCUACCAGAACGCUGGGGGGCGUUGGGUGCGGCAGGAGCCGCGGCGACGUCGUCCUCUGCACUCUGUGGUACUGGACGGCAACAUGAGCACCAACAUCCUCAAAGACGUUCAACUGUUCCUCAAGUCCAGCAGCUACUAUGAGGACCUCGGCGUGCCGUACCGCCGCGGCUACCUUCUGCACGGGCCGCCCGGCUGCGGAAAGAGCAGUUUUGUCAUGGCCCUUGCCGGUGAGCUGCGGCUGUCGAUCUGCCCCUUGAGUCUCUCAAGCCGCGGUCUCGGGGAUGAGGCGCUGGUGGCGCUCCUUAACAGCGCCCCGCUGCGCUCGAUCGUGCUGCUGGAGGACAUCGACCGCGCCUUCAGCGCUGACAGCCACAUCACGAUGAGCGGGCUGCUCAAUGCGCUGGACGGCGUGGCGGCGCAGGAGGGGCGGCUCGUUUUCAUGACGACGAAUCACGUGGAGCGCCUGGAUGACGCGCUCAUCCGCCCCGGCCGCUGCGACGUGAAGCUGGAGAUCGGCCUGCUGUCGCGCGGCCAGGCGCAGCAGCUGUACCGCAAGUUCUUUCCCCGCAGCGAUGCGGCCCUGCAGGAGCAGUUCGCCGCGCUCAUCCCGCCGCAAGUGUUGAGCGUCGCCCAGAUCCAGUCACACCUCUUCCUGCACCGCGACAGCGCGGAAGAGGCGGUGCGUGCGCUGCCGGUGUUCCUGCAGACGCUCAAGUCGUUUGAAACGCAGCUGCAGCGGGCUCGCGAGAGAGAGGAGAGCAUGGCGCGUCUGAAGCGCUCACCCAUGUUGCACAACCUCUGA
This is a messenger RNA of Trypanosoma grayi, 1419 nucleotides long. Its product is annotated as putative ATP-dependent chaperone. The record is from RefSeq and is a predicted model, not a curated record. NCBI's taxonomy places the organism in Eukaryota, Euglenozoa, Kinetoplastea, Trypanosomatida, Trypanosomatidae. Bases 1 to 1419 code for a protein of 472 amino acids. The transcript has a single exon. Gene Ontology annotation, molecular function: ATP binding; ATP hydrolysis activity.